AUGGACACGAUAAUGCAAAACACAAACGAUACUGUUAAACAACGAUUUCGUCACACAAGUAUUUUGAAUGAAGCUGCAGCUGCUCCAAAAACUGCUAUCACCUUUACAGAAAUCAUUGAAAUUUCUUCAAAUGAUGGAUCUUCUGAAGAAUCUAGCAACGGCGAUAAUGAUCAAGAGAGUGUUGACAGACAACUCCUCAAUAAUGCAAAGCAAUCCGAUGAGAAGCAAUCUGGUAGAGCAGAUAACCUGACACCAGUUGAAGGGUUUGUGGAUAAAAGGGCAAUAAGGUCCAACCCAAGAGUUCAAGGGGGGAAGAUCUCAAAGACAAACAAGGAUGGAAAAACUGUCCAAAAGGUCGUUCUCUGCCGUCCAGAUUCGUCUGUUGCACCAACUAGACCAGAUCAACUUCAUCAUACAAAACCUCAAUGCAAGGAUGCUAAAUCAGGUCGAGGCCAAAUACCUGAAUAUUAUGGAUCAAGAGCAUCAAAAAGAGUCCAAUAUUCUGACAGAAGCUUAAAUUCGCGGGUCCUUCCAAAACACAAAACCAAUCCUCAUGGUCACUAUUCCCAGCGAAAUCCGAAUCUCCCCUGUCUGCCCUUCAUACUUCAGAUAACAAUACUUCGAUCUUUGCAAACUGCAUUAGAGUCUAUGUGCUAUCGAUUUGUACAAAAGUGGCUUCCUAAGAUGCUGCUUGCGAACACAUGGGAAUGUCCCGAAAAUGUAGAGUUGAACUUAUGGCUUACACAGGUCGCAAUCGAUAGUAUUAAGGCAAUGAUUGAAGAUGCUCUGGAAAUCGCACACAUAUUUCGAGACGAUAUUUUCGUUCCGAAGUUUGAACUCUGGAAAGAGAAGAUCGAAUACUGUUUGGAGGUUGACCGGAAGGCAUCUGGUAGGCCAAUUAUGGUCCGUAGGCUCGAUGCUAUCAACGCUAUGAGAAAGGACAAUGCGAGUAAUCAGGAUAAGCUCCAAAAAGAGAUUUUUGCGCUGAAAGCCGAACUUCUGGAAAAAGAACAGAAAGUCGAGCGACUACAGCGAGAGUAUGUAGCUCUUGUGGCAAGUGAAACCGAUACCAUGGAACUUGCUAGAAAUGGCGGCAAACUCGGCAUUGAGGAAACUAAACAUCUUGGAGAUUUCAAAGCGCUUGAAGAAUGCUUUACGCUGAAUUUCGACAGGAAUGCACCUAAUCCUGAGCCAGCAGAAAACUUCUCAGGCGACCUUAUUAUGUUGUCAGCAGUCGGUUCACUGCCUGGGGCGGGUAGUAGAGGUGGUCCCAUAGCAAACUGGGGUAUCAGGCUUGAAAAAAAUGCUAGGCUCAUGCCUGGAAACAGUAGGGUAGAUACAAAUGGGCCUAUAAACGGCCAGUCUAGGAUCCAUAAUCCCACUGUCUCUCACGGAACUGGUAUGAAUGGUCUGCCAUCGAGACCUGAACCUAUUGCUAGGAAUGCUUAUGGUACCCCGAUGAACGUAACUGACAGCGCUGGUUUAGGCCCAAGAACUGCCAGUGGUCAAGUCUCUACAUCGCAUACCGGACAGCCAAUUCCUGCUGCAGCGGUCGUUGUUGAUCUCACGAAAGAUGAUGAUGAAAUUAUGGUUGAGUAG
This is a messenger RNA of Botrytis deweyae, 1599 nucleotides long. RefSeq lists its product as uncharacterized. Lineage: Eukaryota; Fungi; Ascomycota; Leotiomycetes; Helotiales; Sclerotiniaceae. The transcript is spliced from 4 exons. The record is from RefSeq and is a predicted model, not a curated record. Bases 1 to 1599 code for a protein of 532 amino acids.